This is a messenger RNA of Nematolebias whitei (Rio pearlfish), 2963 nucleotides long. RefSeq names its product methylenetetrahydrofolate dehydrogenase (NADP+ dependent) 1 like (gene mthfd1l). The record is from RefSeq and is a predicted model, not a curated record. Gene Ontology annotation, cellular component: cytosol. Gene Ontology annotation, molecular function: formate-tetrahydrofolate ligase activity; methenyltetrahydrofolate cyclohydrolase activity; methylenetetrahydrofolate dehydrogenase (NADP+) activity. NCBI's taxonomy places the organism in Eukaryota, Metazoa, Chordata, Actinopteri, Cyprinodontiformes, Rivulidae. The transcript is spliced from 27 exons. Gene Ontology annotation, biological process: tetrahydrofolate interconversion. Bases 78 to 2963 code for a protein of 961 amino acids.
CUCCUGGAGGAACUUUACCAACUGCCGGUUGAGCAGCAAAUACAGGAACUAUAAACAAACGAACAAAAAAAGUGACCAUGAAGUUGGCUUCAAUCCGCAGCGCUUGUGGCAGUCUUCGACCGUACACAUCCCGUCCAGGAAGCAGAUUUAGCGGUCUGUCGCGGAGAUGCUUGCCGGUUGCUGUGACCGACCACCGUGUAGCCCUUCGGACGGUUAGCAGCGGCACGAGCCGAACGGGUAACUUCAAGAAACAAGACAAAACCUGGUCUGAAUUCAACAAGGAGGUGGUUCAGAGUAUUAAGGAAGCAAAGGUGACUCUACUAGGAAGAAAUCCAGAAGUCCAGCCUUUGUUAGCCAUUCUCCAGUCAGGUGACGAUGAUAACAUUUUGGAGGUCAAUAAGAAAAUUGCAAGCAAGAUUGGCCUGACGGUCACUCAGAUGUGUUUGACAAAUGAGUGCAGUGAAGAUGAUAUUGUAGCAGAGUUGCUAAAGCUCAACAGUGACCCUAAGGUGCACGGGAUCUACCUCCACCUCCCUCCAGCUUUUCUCACCAGUCGAGUGCUCAACAUGCUCAGUCCAGAGAAGGACGUUGAAGGCCUGACAGAUUUGAAUAUGGGCCGUUUGCUGCGAGGGGACCUGAGUAAAAGUUUUGUGCCUCCAAUAGCCAGUGCUAUUUUAGAUCUUCUGGGGAAACGUGAUGUGCCUUUGAAAGACAAAUCUGUGUUGCUAGUUGGAGAAGGACCCCUCAGGUUGACCCUACAAUGCCUGAUUGAAAGAGGUGGCAUGGCAGUAGAUACAAGUCAUUGGAACUCCAAGAAUCUGCAGAAGCAGGUGAUGCAGGCUGAUGUGUUGGUUCUAUUAAGUGCAGGAAACGUGGAAGUUCCUCCCACCUGGACUCGACCAGAAGCCGUUAUCAUUCGGUGUGAGUCGACCCUGGAACCAGAUGAUGCUUUAUGUUUGUCCUCAAGAUCUGGGUUAGGAUUCCUCACAGCUGCUUACAGAUCCCAGAAUGUGAUUCAUAGCUGCAGUCGAUGGCUUCAGAAGCAGCAGUACAGACCCUGGCAUCUCUAUAACCUUCAACUGCAGCCACUGACCCCUGUGCCAAGUGACAUACAGAUAUCCAGAGCUCAGACUCCUAAACCUGUGGAUCAGCUUGCUGAGGAAAUUGGUUUGCUGCCGGAGGAGCUUGAAGCUUAUGGCAGGAACAAAGCUAAAGUCCACCUGUCCUUGUUAGAUCGCCUCCGCUCGCAGCCUGAUGGCAAAUAUGUCCUGGUUGCCGGUAUAACUCCAACUCCGCUGGGUGAGGGCAAGAGCACGGUGACCAUCGGUCUAGUCCAGGCCAUGUCUGCCCACCUUAAGCUCAACUCCUUUGCUUGUCUGAGACAGCCUUCACAGGGACCCACCUUUGGGGUUAAAGGGGGAGCUGCGGGAGGGGGCUAUGCCCAGGUCAUACCCAUGGAGGAGUUCAAUCUGCAUCUGACUGGUGACAUUCAUGCCAUCACAGCAGCCAAUAACUUGGUGGCAGCAGCCAUCGAUGCCAGGAUGCUUCAUGAGGCUACACAGUCAGACAAGGCCUUGUUCAGUAGACUGGUUCCUACAGUGAAUGGAGUCAGAAAGUUCUCUCCCAUCCAGAUCUCCAGGCUACGUCACCUUGGUAUCAAUAAAUCAGAUCCUGCACAUCUCACACCACAAGAAGUCAGCACCUUUGUACGUCUGGAUCUCGAUCCUUCCAAGAUCACCUGGCAGAGAGUUGUUGACACAAACGAUCGCUUCUUGAGAAAAAUCACAGUCGGACAGGCAAGCACUGAAAAAGGACAAACCAGAGAGACUGGCUUUGACAUUGCUGUGGCCAGUGAGAUCAUGGCCAUCCUGGCUCUGUCAGUCAGCCUGAAGGACAUGAAGAACCGACUGGCUCGCAUGGUGGUGGGCACGAGCCGCUCAGGAGGACCCGUCACUGCAGAGGACCUGGGUGUGAGUGGAGCUCUGGCUGUGUUGAUGAAAGAUGCCAUCAAGCCUACACUGAUGCAGACCCUCGAGGGUACGCCAGUGUUCGUCCAUGCUGGGCCCUUUGCCAACAUCGCCCAUGGCAACUCUUCAGUGCUGGCAGACAAGCUGGCUUUGAAGCUGGUUGGACGGGACGGCUUCGUGGUGACUGAGGCUGGUUUCGGAGCAGACAUCGGGAUGGAGAAAUUCUUCAACAUCAAAUGCCGAGCUUCAGGUUUGAGGCCCGAUGUGGUGGUGCUGGUUGCAACUGUCCGAGCACUGAAGAUGCACGGCGGAGGCCCAAAUGUGUCAGCUGGUACACCUCUUCCUAAAGAGUACCUUCAUGAGAACCUGAGCCUGGUAGCAGGUGGUUGCCGUAGCAACCUCAAAAAGCAGAUCCAGAUCGCUCACCUGUUUGGGGUGCCUGUCGUGGUGGCACUGAACGUCUUCAAAACAGACACCCAGGCAGAGAUCGACCUUGUGUGUCAGAUAGCGAAGGAGUGCGGGGCUUCUGACGCCGUGCCGUGUCAUCACUGGUCGCGGGGGGGCCGAGGUUGUUUGGAGCUGGCCCAGGCAGUGAACGAGGCGGCACGCCGACCCUCAAACUUCCAGUUCCUCUAUAACACAGAGAUGCCGUUGGUGGAGAAGAUCAGAACAAUAGCCCAGAAAGUGUAUGGAGCCGAUGACAUCGAGCUGUCUCCAGAGGCCCAGAGCAAGAUCGAUUACUACAAUCAACAAGGCUAUGGUUCAUUACCCAUCUGCAUGGCUAAGACCCACCUGUCCCUGUCCCACAUGCCUGACAAAAAGGGCGCACCCACUGGAUUCGUUCUGCCAAUCAGAGACGUUCGAGCUAGCAUUGGGGCGGGCUUCAUCUACCCACUUGUGGGAACGAUGAGUACCAUGCCGGGCCUCCCCACCCGACCCUGUUUCUACGACAUAGACCUGGACCCGGUCACCGAGGAGAUCACUGGGCUCUUCUGA